UGCAGCUUCUUCCCGGUGAAAAGAUCCCCAUACAAAGGGAAGGGGGAAUCCCACUAGAAUUUAGCUAAGAACUUAAGAACACCGCAAAACUAAAGCAAAGGAGUCCAACUUGAAGAAUCAUCAGUGACGCGCGAAACCCAACUACACACGCUCACGCACGCGCCCAUGUAAUAAAAGUCGCACAGAGGGAGAGAGAACACGUAGUGGAAUUUGGUCCGUGUAUGCGAUGAGGGACAGAGAGACGAACACGAAGGCUCGCAUCCAUUUCUUCCUUUCUCAAUCUCAAUUAAUGCGCUGAUUUUUUCUCACUGGCUUUAUUUGAGAGUGUGUGCGCAUCAAAUCCUCAAUGUCUGGCGAGGCAGCUUCUUCGUUCACGGCGGACGAGCUCGACGUGGAGGACUACAUUUGGGCGAAUGAAGGAGAGGGAUCGGUGCAAUGGGCCACAUUUAGCCAUGUUUUUGAUCUCGUUCAGAAUGGAAACCAAGCGUUUCGAGACAAACGAGUUGAAGAGGCAAUCAGUUAUUACUCAAGAGCCAAUAACAUUAAACCAGGUGAUCCUGUUAUCCUUGGCAACCGAAGUGCUGCUUAUAUCAGGAUUAGCCAAUACCUUAAGCACAGACCUCCAUCAGCUUCUGAAUAUAAACCAUUGAAUGGGCUGGAUCCUACAACACAUGCUGAGCUUGCUUUAAAGGAUGCUGAGAAGCUGAAUAAUCUCCGAAGUAAUUCAGUAAAAUCAUACAUUCUAAAGGCCAAUGCUCUCAUACUGUUGGAGAAGUAUGAGAUAGCUCGGGACGUAAUUCUUUCAGGUCUACAGGUCGAUCCUUUUUGCAAUCCUCUUCGUGCUUCUCUCCAGAAUUUGGAGAGGACAUCAACCAGUUUAAUUGAGAGGAGAAAUCAUGGGAAAGCAGAAAGGACUGAUGACUUUGAUUGUACGCUAUGCCUGAAGUUAUUAUAUGAACCCAUUACGACUCCUUGUGGGCAUUCCUUUUGCCGUUCAUGUCUAUUUCAGUCCAUGGAUCGCGGUAACAAAUGUCCAUUGUGCCGAUCCGUACUUUUUGUUAGUCCUAGAACGUGUGCAAUCAGUGUAACGCUCAACAACAUUAUACAAAAGAACUUCCCCGAGGAAUAUGCUGAAAGGAAGUCAGAGCAUGACAGUUUGAUAAACCUUGGCGUUGAUUUGUUGCCACUUUUUGUCAUGGACGUCGUCAUACCAUGUCAAAAGUUUCCACUGAACAUAUUUGAACCCCGGUACAGGCUUAUGGUGAGGAGGAUAAUGGAAGGAAACCGGCGGAUGGGAAUGGUUAUCGUUGAUUCUACAACAGGUUCCAUAGCUGAUUUUGCUUGUGAAGUAGAGAUUACUGAGUGUGAGCCACUUCCAGAUGGACGUUUCUAUUUAGAGACUGAAAGUCAACGGAGAUGCCGCAUAAUCCGAUCUUGGGAUCAAGAUGGUUAUCGUGUUGCGGAGGUUGAAUGGGUGCAGGAUGUUUGUCCACCAGAAGGAACAAGAGAAAGAGCAGACUUAGAGGGAUCGGCAAAUAGUGCAGCAGACUAUGCUCAGUCAUGGCUAAGGAUGGCAAAAGAAGCAGCACGGCAAGAUCGAAGAAGACUUGAGAAACUCUUGAACAUUGAAGCAAUGAUGCCUGCAACAACAGAUCCUGAGCGCUUCAGUUUCUGGCUUGCUACCCUGUCAAAUCGGAGGCCUCAUGAAAGAUUGGAGCUCCUGCGCAUAAGAGAUACAAGAGAGCUGGCUGUAGACAAGCUCCUUGACCAUCUUUCUCUGUCGACUCUUCUGUUAAGCCAGAUCUCUUUUUGGUUGGUUGUUCAGAAAUCUCCCGACAUACAUCUUUGCACGUCCUUUCCCUUCCUCCCAACAACCUCCUCCUUUAUCUUGUUUCUCUGUUCCUGCUGUUUCUCUAACCACUACGGCCAUUUCUGUACAUCCAAAUCCUUCCGAAACCCACGUACAGUUUCUCCCCACCACCCCCAUUCCCCCCCCCCCCAAAUCUUCAUCCAUGUAGUUGCUUUUGGCAAAAAAAAAAAAAAAAAUCAUCCCAUUUUGUCUACUCCACCAUUGACAAUUACCGGUGCGAAGGUAAUGGGAGGAGACAUUUUUAGGCUUCCGUUCCUCCUCUUCUUUCUAUUCCACCUCGCAAACUUUGCUUCAGCCAAAGGCAAUGGUGGCUCUUCAACAACGGCCGCAUUCACACCAGCUGAUAACUAUCUCAUCAAUUGUGGGUCAUCCCAACCGACCCGGCUCGACGAUGGCCGGACCUUCAAAUCCGAUCAUGACACCACUUCUCUCCUCCAAACAGAGGAAGAUGUACAGGCUUCAGUCGAUUCCAUUUCCAUCAACGCCUCUUCCUCCGUACCUCCUUCAUCAUUACCUCUAUUUCUCACAGCAAAGAUAUUUCCCGGAGACUCCACAUACACAUUCUUCGUUGCCCAAGCAGGGCGGCAUUGGAUUCGUCUCUACUUCUACCCCCUUGCUCAUCCCUCGUACAAUCUGACAGAUGCCGUUUUCUCUGUCUACGCCGACGAGAUUGUUCUCCUACACCAGUUCUCCGUCAAGGACAACACUUCAUUGGUUUUUAAGGAAUACUUGGUUAAUGUUUCGAGUCGAUUCUCCCUCCAAUUUAAGCCCCAUAAGAAAUCUUACGCGUUCAUCAAUGCUAUUGAGGUAGUCUCCGCUCCUGACUCUCUAAUCUCCGACACGGCAACCUCAGUUUCCCCACUCGGAGAUUUCAACGGGUUGUCCAAAUCUGCUCUCCAAGUAUCUUAUCGGUUAAAUGUCGGAGGGCCGACCAUAAUUCCUCAAAACGAUACAUUGUCAAGAACAUGGGAACCCGACAGCCCGUAUAAUAUGUUCCCGCAAGGUUCUAGAAAUGCCUCUGUCUCCUCCAAAAUCAUCAAAUUCCCGGAGGGUGGGGCAACGCCAUAUACUGCUCCGAAUUCAGUUUAUGCAACGGCAGUGCAUAUAAAAGAUCCGAUUGCAUUGCAACCCAAUCUCAACCUCACUUGGAAACUGAAGGUGGAUCCUGGUUACUCCUAUUUGAUCAGAUUGCAUUUCUGCGAUAUAGUGAGCAAUGCCCUCAACAAUUUGUACUUCAAUGUAUAUAUCAAUGCGAUGGUGGGUGUGUCAGUUCUUGAUCUCUCGUCCCUCACCAAUGCCCUUUCCACUGCCUACUACAAAGAUUUCGUGCUCAAUGCGUCUGCCAUCACAAACAGUUCUAUCAUGGUUCAGGUUGGCACUGCUGAAUCCCAGUCAGGCAAUACAGAUGCAAUUCUCAAUGGAUUGGAGAUCAUGAAGAUGAGCAACGGGGCGGACAGCUUCGACGGUUUGUUUAGCUUUGAUGGGUCAUACAAGGGAUCAAGUUCACCAACAAGGGCAAUGAAGAUUUUGUCGGCUGUCGGCCUGGCAAUGGCGGUGACGGCAAUGUUAUUGCUGGUGACGGUUUUCGUCCGGUGGCAGAAGAGACCAGAAGGAUGGGAGAAGAAAAAGAGCUUCUCCUCGUGGCUCCUCCCACUCCAUGCCAGUCACACUAGUUUCUUGUCCAGCAAGAGUAGCUCUCGGAGGUCUAGCCUAUUUAGUUCCCGCAAGAGCAAGAGUGGCUACUCUAAUUACUUUGCAGCUCAGGGUCUAGGCAGGUUCUUCACCAUUUAUGAACUGCAGAAUGCUACACAAAAUUUUGAUGAGAAGGCAGUGAUUGGCGUUGGAGGGUUUGGAAAAGUGUAUAUUGGGACGUUGGAAGAUGGAACCAAGGUUGCUAUAAAACGAGGAAGUCCAGGUUCUGAGCAGGGGAUUAAUGAAUUCCGGACUGAAAUCAACAUGCUCUCCAAGCUUCGGCAUCGCCACCUCGUUUCUUUAAUUGGAUUUUGCGACGAGCAAUCGGAGAUGAUCCUCGUGUACGAGUACAUGGCUAAUGGACCGCUUCGCGACCACCUCUACGGAGCAAACCUCCCUCCUCUGUCAUGGAAACAACGGCUCGAGAUUUGCAUUGGUGCUGCUCGUGGGCUGCAUUAUCUUCACACUGGUGCAGCACUAGGAAUAAUACACCGCGAUGUGAAGACCACAAACAUUCUCCUUGAUGAAAAUUUCGUCGCCAAAGUUUCCGAUUUCGGAUUGUCGAAAGCCGCACCAACAUUGGAUCAAACCCAUGUCAGCACAGCCGUGAAGGGUAGCUUUGGGUACCUUGAUCCUGAGUACUUCAGGAGGCAACAGCUUACUGAGAAAUCCGAUGUGUACUCAUUCGGUGUAGUGCUUUUUGAAGUACUAUGUGCCAGGCCUGUCAUAAACCCUUCCGUGCCGAGGGAGCAGGUCAGUCUGGCUGAAUGGGCAAUGCAGUGCCAUAGGAAGGGCAUCCUUGAGAAGAUAAUCGACCCCCACAUUGCCAGUAGUAUCAACUCUGGAUCGCUGAAGAAGUAUGUCGAAGGAGCAGAGAAAUGCCUGGAAGAAUAUGGCGUGGAUAGGCCUGGAAUGGGAGAUGUUUUAUGGCACUUAGAAUAUGCCCUCCAGCUUCAAGAGACAGCCUCACAGAUUAAUUCUCCAGAGGAUAAUACAAGGCUUGUUGCUUUGGAAAACCCCAUUCAGAACGAUUCUACAGCACAUUGUUCUACUACUGUUAGUGAUGAUUCGGAAGUAACAGCUGGUUCUCCUUUAUUUUCUCAGAUUGGAAAUUUCCAAGGAAGGUAAAUCUGGCUCCCUAUCUGAAGGAAAAACAAAAAACAAAUAUUCAGAUAGGGAACUUCCACGAUCUGCCUGAGAGGGAUGGAUAAUCACAGGCUAAGUUGGAGAAAAAGGGUUAGUCAAAUUUUCUGUUGUGCAUUUGAUUGUGAAUUGUGAUAAAGAUUGUGUUUUUCAGAAUUUUCACGUCUUCCCCAAGCCCCUUUUUCAGAAUGUUUUACAUUUCAUUGAUGAUUUUUGUUUUAAUGCUUGAGCUGCCUAGCAAGUUUCGACUGUGUUGUCUUAGCUUGCAAGGAUUUAUGUCAGAUUCACAUGCAUCAUUUAUAUAUUGAA
Molecule: messenger RNA, 5014 nt
Organism: Alnus glutinosa
Lineage: Eukaryota; Viridiplantae; Streptophyta; Magnoliopsida; Fagales; Betulaceae
Product: probable receptor-like protein kinase At5g61350
Exons: 20
Coding region: 347-4690 (1447 amino acids)
Biological process (GO): protein phosphorylation
Molecular function (GO): protein kinase activity; ATP binding; protein binding
Source: RefSeq, a predicted model, not a curated record